AUGUCUAAUAUAGCUGAAGAGGUUGCCAAACAAGCACGUCUUGCUGGAAAUGUGUUGAAAACUUUGACUAAUGAAGAACGUUCUCAGAUUCUUUACAAAAUUCAUGAUGGCUUAAAGGCGGGGAGAGAUGUUAUAGAAAAAGCCAAUAAAUUAGACCUAGCUGAAGCGAGGAAGAAUAAUAUUGCAUCAUCGCUGGUUCAGAGGUUAGAUUUGUUCAAGGGUGACAAGUUUGAGAUGAUGCUGCAAGGUAUCAUUGAUGUUGCUGAGCUAGAAGACCCGGUUGGGAAACUUUUGAUGGCUCGGGAACUGGACGAUAAUCUGACCUUGUACAAAGUCACUGCUCCUGUAGGUGUCCUUUUGGUGAUUUUUGAAUCGAGGCCAGAGGUUAUUGCAAAUAUUACCGCUUUAUGUAUCAAGUCUGGUAAUGCUGGGAUUUUGAAAGGUGGGAAAGAGUCCUUGAACACCUUUAAGGAGAUGGCGACUAUUAUAAACGAUGUUAUUAAGGAGAACCAAAAAACCAGCAGGGUUCCUUUGAACGCUGUGAAGUUAAUAGAAAGCAGACAGGAUGUUUCUGAUUUGUUGGACCAAGAUGCAUACAUAGACUUGGUGGUUCCCCGUGGUUCAAAUGCUUUGGUCAGACAAAUCAAGGAUAAUACUAAAAUACCAGUAUUAGGCCACGCUGAUGGUAUUUGUACUGUUUAUGCAGAUGAAGACGCAGCGUUAGAAAAGGCUAAAUCAAUCGUCUUAGAUUCUAAAACUAAUUACUGCGCAGCUUGCAAUGCUGUUGAGUGCCUUUUGAUUAACCCAAAGCUGCCAAACUGGUGGGAAAUCAUAGUUCAUCUAGUAACUGUGGGAAAAGUGAAAAUCCAUGCUACAACAGAUGUCAAACAAGCAUUUUUUGAAAAAGUUGACAAUGAGUUAAUUAGAUCACAGGUUUAUGAUGCGGUGGAUGAAGAUUUUGGCAGAGAGUUCUUAUCGUUGGACAUUGCCGUCAAAUUCGUUACAUCCACAAAGGAGGCUGUUGAACACAUUAACUUACACUCUUCUAAACACACUGACGCAAUUGUAACUGAAAAUCAAGAAGCCGCAGAAUACUUUUUGAAAGCUGUGGAUUCUUCUGGGGUUUUCUGGAAUGCUUCUACCCGGUUUGCUGACGGUUUUAGAUACGGGUUUGGAACCGAAGUUGGAAUAUCUACUUCAAAGAUCCAUGCUCGUGGACCUGUUGGUCUAGAUGGAUUGGUUACUUACCAAUAUCAAGUGCGAGGCGCUGGCCAGGUUGCAAGUGACUAUUUGGGCGCAGGUGGAAACAGAGCUUUUGUUCACAAGGACUUGGACGUCAAAGGGCUGAAAUUAUGA
Eremothecium cymbalariae DBVPG#7215 is the source of this 1356-nucleotide messenger RNA. RefSeq names its product glutamate-5-semialdehyde dehydrogenase (gene PRO2). The record is from RefSeq and is a predicted model, not a curated record. Lineage: Eukaryota; Fungi; Ascomycota; Saccharomycetes; Saccharomycetales; Saccharomycetaceae. Bases 1 to 1356 code for a protein of 451 amino acids. The transcript has a single exon. Gene Ontology annotation, molecular function: NADP binding; glutamate-5-semialdehyde dehydrogenase (NADP+) activity.